Messenger RNA from Pundamilia nyererei, 897 nucleotides. RefSeq names its product ninjurin-1-like. The coding region runs from base 167 to 604 and encodes 145 amino acids. The transcript has 3 exons. NCBI's taxonomy places the organism in Eukaryota, Metazoa, Chordata, Actinopteri, Cichliformes, Cichlidae. Gene Ontology annotation, biological process: tissue regeneration; cell adhesion. The record is from RefSeq and is a predicted model, not a curated record. Gene Ontology annotation, cellular component: membrane.
UCUGAGGACAGCCGCCCUCAUGUUUUAGGGGCGGUAGUCUGAAGCUAUUCGUCCUUCUUCCUCACAUAUUCAUUGUACAAGCCUGUAAGGACCGACUACAGCCGCGGCUUCCCAGAGACCCACGGCGGAGCUACAUGAACAUCCUCUUCGAUAAACAUUGACAAUAAUGGCUACUGAAAACUUCGAACUGACCGGCGAUGCGGACAAAAACGGCGAGGCAGAGACCCCGCGGUGGGGCCAUGAGAGGCGGCUACAGAGAUCCCUAAAUAUGAACCACUAUGCCAAUAAGAAGAGUGCAGCAGAAAGCAUGUUGGAUGUAGCUCUGCUCAUGGCUAAUGCCUCCCAGCUGAAGGCAGUGAUGCAGCAAGGACCAAGCUUCACCUUUUACGUGCCCCUCAUUAUUCUCAUUAGCAUCUCUCUCACUCUGCAAAUCCUAGUCGGAGUUCUGCUCAUUUUCAUAGUUAAGUGGAAUCUAAAUGAUGAAAGAAAUCACUACAGAUUGGACAUCUUGGAGAAUGUGACCACAGCUUUCGUCUUUAUCAUAGUGGUUAUCAACGUCUUCAUUACGGCCUUCGGUGUCCAGCAGCCCAGCUCGAGCGGUUGAUUGUGUUUUAAAUAGUUUUCAAUCCCUACUGAUCAAUUUAGUAAAGGCAGGACAUCCAGACAGGGAGAGACAAGAUAUUUAUUCACCAAACUGGCUGGCAUGCAGGUGUAUUUGCUUUUCUGUAAUUCAACCUAUCAGGUCUCAGGAGAACCAGUGAACUCAGAGAAUCAAGUUACAUUAUAUUGUCUCCUGUGUGUGUGUGUUUCUGAGUAAAAGGAGUUCCUCAGACCAUGGCCAGUCAUGUAGGGGAGACCGGGGAUAGUUGUAAAAUUUUUGACAUUUCUGUCUGUAAA